AUGCCAGGCCGGCGUGGAAAUGUGCCGUACCGGCCGCCAUCACAGGCGAGCUCACGGUCACGGCGAUCGGAUCGACGCAACAGCAGCGUUGGCGGCGACGACGCGAAUGACAACCACAGCUACAGGAGCCACCGAAGCCAUACUGACGACGAUGCCGACAACCACAGCCGCUACGCGAGCAGCCACGACAGCCGCAACAGCCGAUACGACGACGGCGGCGGCGCCUCGUCGACGUCGGUGCCCGUCGAGACGCUGGUCGAGCACUUGCUGGCCGCGCGCCGCGCGCUCGGCACGAUCAGCCAGGUGCUGCGCAGCAACGAGCUCGCGAUGGACGCGCGGCGGCUGUAUACGGGGGCCAUGGCCGAGGCGGCCAAGACGGGAUUUCUGCGGAACGGCAUCCGCCAGCAGGCGGCCAUCCUCCUGCAGAUCCGCCGGGGCAUGAGCCAGGCGUACGAUGCAGGCCGGCGCGACUUCCGGAUGCUGAUCCGCACGCUCGACGCGGCCAACGGACAGCUCGAGCACACGAUGGAGAUUCUGCGGGCGACGACGGUGGCGGCGGUGUUCCGGCCGGCGGGCGAGGUGCCGCGGACGCUGCUGGACUUUGUGGACGAGGCGGGCGUGGAGGCGUUGCGGGACGCCAUCAAGCAGAGCAUUGCGGAGCUGCAGGCGGCGCAGACGUCGUUUGACGGCGACUUGCUGCGGUUCGACACGGACCUGCGAGCGCUCAACAAAGCCAUGGCGGCCGCGCCGCCGCCGCCGCCGCCGCUGCCUCUGGUGCCGGAGGACGGCGACAGCAGCCGCGAAAUGGGCAGGGAAGACGAAGACGACGGCGACGCGCCUGCCGCAUCGCCCUACCCCGUGCCGCACCUGCUGGCCACACUCACGCAGCGGUCCCACCGGAUGGCCACGAACCUGACGUCGCUGACGCGCCACUUUGACCUGUGCGUGACGGCCGUCAAGACGACCGAGGGCGGCCUGGAGAUGGCGCGCUGGAAGGCGGCAGCGGGCAGCGGCCCGCCGCAGCAGGACCCCGUGUCCAUCUCCGGCAUGAUUGCCGAGCACGAAGGCCGCGGGAACCGCGGUAGUGGUGGGGACGGCGCAGAGGCCGACAAGGACGCCCUGCAGCCCGUGUCGCCCGAGGAGCGCGCCGAGAUGAUCCAGGUGGUGCUGCAGGACGCGGCCGAGGUCGACGAGGUGGUGGCCGACAUGGCCGCCGACCUGCACGCGGCCGAGGCGGCCUUUGCGGCCGUGCACGCGCACGCCGAGGCGACGCACGCGUCGUCGGUCGCGACCGGCCAGGCGUUGGCGGUGCUCCACGACAUUGGCAGCCGGCUGCGCAGCUACGCCGCGGCCGAGUCCGAGUUUGCCGCGCGGUGGGCCAACGAGCGCGCCGUCGUCGCGGACCGGCUCGCCGACAUGGACGAGCUGCGCGCGUUUUACGAGGGUUAUGCGCACGCCUACGACACGCUGAUCCUGGAAGCCGAGCGGCGGCGCACCGUCGAGGCCAAGAUCCAGACGGUGUGGCGCAAAGCGCGCGACGCCGUGGAGCGGCUGGUCGAGGCGGACCGGGCCGAGCGGGCCAACUUCCGGCAGGAGGUGGGCGAGUUCUUGCCCACGGACCUCUGGCAGGACAUGGACCGGCCGCCCAAGGGAGUGGAGCUGUUUGCGUCGAUGCUGGAAAUGCAGCAGCGGCAAAGGCCAGGCGGCAACGGCGACGGCGACGGCGGCGGCGGCGGCGAGGCGGGCCAAGGCCAAGGACAGGGGAUGGCGGCGUCGGCCGCAUCGACCACGUCAAAGAGCGCGGCGACCAAGGCGGCACCCCGGCGGAAACGAAGCCCGCGCCACGACGAGGCCGACGGCAGCAGCGUGUCGAACAGUCUUCUGGGAGAGACAGGCACAGAUGCCGGCGGCAGCAGCACGCGGACCGUCGUGGGACGGUAG
Molecule: messenger RNA, 1941 nt
Organism: Sporothrix schenckii 1099-18
Lineage: Eukaryota; Fungi; Ascomycota; Sordariomycetes; Ophiostomatales; Ophiostomataceae
Exons: 1
Coding region: 1-1941 (646 amino acids)
Biological process (GO): piecemeal microautophagy of the nucleus; autophagy of mitochondrion; autophagy of peroxisome
Cellular component (GO): Atg1/ULK1 kinase complex; phagophore assembly site
Molecular function (GO): protein kinase activator activity; molecular adaptor activity
Source: RefSeq, a predicted model, not a curated record